Molecule: messenger RNA, 1959 nt
Organism: Manis pentadactyla (Chinese pangolin)
Lineage: Eukaryota; Metazoa; Chordata; Mammalia; Pholidota; Manidae
Product: sex comb on midleg-like protein 1
Exons: 3
Coding region: 1252-1959 (235 amino acids)
Molecular function (GO): protein binding
Source: RefSeq, a predicted model, not a curated record
UUUUUGUUUUUGUUCUUUAUGUCUGCGUUCCCAGCACCUAGCAGAGUAGUCCUGGGGGGUGGUAGGCCUUCCAUAAAUGUUUAUUUCAGUGAAUGAAUGAAGAAAUGAGGAAAUGGUCCUGACCUCUUAUUUAAGUGUAUCUUUUUGCUGCAGUGAGAUCUCUGUGUAUUUCAAGAACUGUCAGGUUUGGGCAGUCCCAUAGCUGGUUGGCAUAUAGGUCAUGUGUACUCACAGGUUUUGUAAGGCUCACUGUUGAGUGUAUCAUCUUAAAACCCUUUGAGGCCAGGAGUCACAUCUCUUAUAUUUGGCCCCCCAUUCUUUGCAGAGUGGUCCGCUCACUGCCUGUUAGCUCCUACCGUCCUUAUGUGCAAAGAGCCUCUCUGGCCUUUUGGCAGAUUUGAAAUUUUCUUUCCUAAGAUGCACCUUCCUUGGUGUGAAAUGACUUCCUCAUAAAUGUGGUGGCUCACAGGAACUGGGGCAUGACUACUUUCCAAUAAUAACGCUUCUUAAAAUGCCCAUGGGACGUGGAGUAACUGAGUAGGCAGUGGGCUUAUCUCCGUCCGCUGGGCUGUGUGUCACCCACAACUGGGCAUCAAGUAGGAAACCGAUGGCUUGAGAGCUUUCUUUGUUUCUAGCAGUCAAAAUUUGGCUUGUUGUUAUUUUCUUAAAUGUUCCUUUUCUUUUGGAAGAGGACCUACCAGUAGCUUGUAUUAUACUAGGCCAUCUAUGAUGCCAUUCAAAACCUGGAUCAGAAGUUUGAUGUUAUUCACGAAAAGAUUUCAAAAAUCGACCGUUCUGUGACAUCAAUUUGGCUAAAUCACGUGUUAUAAAAAUAUUUUCACAACUAUGAUAAGCCUCUGGUUUGUAAAGAUGCCAAUCAGAAGCGAGAGAACUAAUAAGGGCCGAGCAUCACUUGCUGUAGCAGCAAAUGGGAAACUAAUCCUAUGUUGGAAAAAUGCUAAAGUUUAGGUUUGAGAAAUGUAUGGCAAUGGGUAUUUCUUUGUUUGUAAACUUACUAUAGAAAAGGAUCUUAAAAGAUCACAUUGAGGAGGGAUAAAACUAAUCAAAAUAGAGUAUCAGUCUUUCAUAAUAUAAAGCAAUGCUUCAUGGAAAAUAAGUUAUAAUACGUUUACUAUUUAUGUUAUUUCCUUUUCUACUCAUUCACAGUUGGUUUUUUAUGCUGGCUUUGUGUCAUUUCAGAAGUCACCUCAAGAUGCAUACACAUGUUCUAAUGGCCCGCUUUCCAAAAAGAUGAAACUGAAGAGAAGGGAAUCUAACAAUGGAGAUUCUUACCCUCAAAGUUGUUGCCACGUUUUGCCAGUAAGAAGGCAGGAAAAUGAUUUCAUUAGCAGCAUUGUGGGAACAUAUUUCCGCUCCAGUGGGUUCUGUGAGCAGGAUCUAGGGGUGAUCCACCUGGAGCUUAAAGACACACAGGAGGAGCAGGAGGAAGUGGAGUGGGAGCGGAAGUGGCUGCUGCGUUCAAACCAGAGCAGCCCCGCUCCCUCCGACAUUACCGCUGAUUCCUAUCAUUCGUGUCUAUGCCCGGAUGAUACACCAGAGGGCACCUGCUCCGGGCCCUGCUCUCCCGGCCAUGGGGCCCACAGCACCAAUAGUCUCUCCCCAUCUGCCGACUCUCCCACAGCGGUGUCUGCAGCCCAGCCGGCCCAAGCUACAGGUGCACCACCAGUUAGCGCUGGCUCGGAUAUGCUACAACGAAGCUUCUCUGAUGACCCUGAAUCUUGGUCCGUGGAAGAUGUGAUCCUUCUCCUGAAACAAAAAGAUCCUCAGAUAUCAGGCCUCCUCGCUGACAUCUUCAGGGAACAUGACAUUGAUGGGAAAGCUCUGCUACUCCUCAAGUUUGACGUGAUGAUAAGGUACAUGGGGCUGAAGCUGGGGACGGCCCUGAAGCUGUGCCACUACAUUGAAAAGCUUCAGGAGGAACAUCACCUCGACGACUGA